AUGGGCGACAUGAAUUUGUCUUCAGAAGAAAGCUUGUCUGGCUUUUGCAGAAUGUGUCCCAAAGACCUUCAGUACGAUGAGAAAGUUUUCGACAGUUUUCCUUUACAACUUCACCACCGCACCACCCCUGAUGAUGAUUCCCCAAAAUAUCAUUCAAAUGUAAAUUUUCAACCCUCAAAAAGCGAUAAGUCAAUAGAUUUUGAUGUUCUUUCUGCUUACAUUUCGGAUUCGACACAUACGAACCCGACUGAAAUAAAAUGUCGAGAGAAGAAAAUUAUUUGUCGAGGAUUUUCUAUCUCGUUUAAUUCAAUCAAGCCGAUUACAAAUAUUCACAUCUAUCACAAAAUGGUGAAAGAUCUUUUUGGGAAGAACAAAAGUUGUGAAUCAGGAGAAGGUCACAUUAAGAUUCGCUUUGUAUCCAAAGAAUGUUCCAAAAUAUGUAAACUCAUCCUGAAAAGUGUAAUAAAUGGCUACAUCGUCGUAAUAAAAUCCCAUUUCAACAAAACUCCUUCACAACAUUAUGCGGAAAGUAUAAAAUUUUUUGUAAGCGAUAAUAAAUGGAAAGCGUCUCAUGAUGGGGGUGAAAGAAGUGUUAAAACAUCAUCUCCAGCUUUGAGUUUUCAUGAUGCAAAGCAAAUUUGA
Messenger RNA from Clunio marinus, 642 nucleotides. NCBI's taxonomy places the organism in Eukaryota, Metazoa, Arthropoda, Insecta, Diptera, Chironomidae. The record is from the annotation of a GenBank genome assembly.